UUCUUCUAUAGUUAAACCUCCAAAGUUUCCUAUUAUCCUUGAUGGCUGAAAUUCGGAACGGUCCUGGUUUUUGCAUGUUUCUUUCUUAAAUCAAAUUCUAGGAAUGGCGUGUAUUUUUCUUCCACCGAAGCAGCCGCACAGGCAGAAGCUUAAAUGCAAGGGCACCGCGGUUGCUAUGAGGAGCUUGAAGAAACUUUGUUUAUCCGAUUUUUGAACUGUCUAAGGUAGAACUGGGAAAAGCCUCCUCACGUAGAUUGUUCUACAAUGUCGAUGUCCUAGGGACAAAGGAACGGUCGUAUCUGCCAACUCUGGGUGUACGCAGUUUCACACGGUUAGGGUGGCAGGCCAUAUUCAGAUGGGACUGCCCGCCGGUGCGAAAGAAUCCCGAUAAUGUCCCUUAGAGAAUAGUCAUCGAUCAGUUGGACAGCUCUCCGCUGAACAGCAUCGAGCAUGGAUAAUGUAGUUGGGGCUGCAGCAUCCCAAACAUAUGUGCAGUACUCGAGGCUAGAUCUUAUAUGGACCUUGUGCAGAGUGAGGAGGUCAUGUGGAGAAUAGUACUUCUUAGCCUUAAACAAGCAGUUGUCGCUAUUGACAUGAGCUGUUCAUGCCAGAUCAAGUCCUCGAUGAUCUGGACUCCGACCAGCCGACACAAACGGCCAUUUAGUAGAACUCGGCCAUCCAUCGAAAAUGGAUGAGCACUGGGACGCUUUUUGUUAGUCAAAGUACAGUACUGUAUUUUGGAAGCCCUAAGCUAUACAAGAUUAUUGCGCCCCCAAGCAGUGAUAAUUUCCAGGUCUCUUGUCAGAAGGGAAGUCGCUGCUAAUCUUCUUUUCUUCAGCUCACUGGCAGAGAUCGGCUUGUCAUCAGCAAAGCUGUAGAUCGGGUUAAUCGUACAGGAAAGGAGGUCGUCGAUAUGAGGAAUAAUGUCGGAGCUAAGAGCAAUCCUUGGCGGACACCCGCAUUGACAUUGUGGGAUGAAGAGGAGAACCCGUCUACUCGUAUUACGACAGAUAGCUUGCGGACAGUACAACUUGACACCGAGGAGACUCGCAAAACAUAGUUUCGAAGGUGGUGCGGGGGCACGUCAGAGCAGGCAGCGAAACCACCCAGUUCAUUGAAGCCACAAAACGCGAUGCCCUGAACCAACUUCGCCGGGAGUUGGAGAAACUCGCCGAGAGCACCGAGGCACACAAGUCCCAGUUAGCCAAGAAGGAGAUCGAAGGGUUCCAGAAGCUCUUCCGCCGGUUUCUGGACGAAUCUGGACCUUCCGUCGAGUGGGAUCGAAUUGAGAAACUUCCGACAGGUGCUGUGAGAGAUUACACAGAGUUGGAAUCUCCCUCGAAGGAUUUGGUUACUCAGAUGCUCAAUAAGUUGAUCGUCGUGAAGUUGAAUGGUGGUUUGGGGACGUCGAUGGGUUGUCAUGGGCCGAAGUCUGUUAUCACUGUUAGGAGUGAUUUGACAUUUUUGGAUCUGACUGUGCAGCAGAUAGACCACUUGAACAAAACCUACAACGUAAAUGUCCCCCUUGUGCUGAUGAACUCCUUCAACACAGACGAAGACACCGAAAAGAUAAUCAGAAAAUACAAGAACCUAAACGUCGAAAUCCACACUUUCAACCAAUCUUGCUUUCCCAGGAUCAGCAGAGACUCUCUUUUACCCAUAGCGAAAUCUGGGCGAGUUCACGAAAAUAUCGAAGCGUGGUACCCACCUGGACAUGGAGAUUUCUACGAAAGUUUCAAAAACUCUGGUUUACUGGAUAAAUACAUCGCGGAAGGAAGGCAGUAUCUGUUUCUGUCUAAUAUUGAUAAUUUGGGGGCUACGGUGGAUUUGAAUAUACUUAAUUUGUUGUUGAAUCCUAACAAAGAAAAUGCACAACAUGAAUUUGUUAUGGAGGUGACUGAUAAGACUAGAGCCGAUGUUAAGGGUGGAACUCUUAUCCAAUAUGAGGGCAAGCUGAGACUUCUAGAAAUUGCACAGGUUCCUAAAGAGCAUGUAGAUGACUUCAAAUCUAUCAAAACGUUCAAAUUUUUCAACACAAAUAAUAUUUGGGUCAAACUAGAUGCAAUUGCCAAAGUAUUACAAGAUGACCGUCUGGAUAUGGAAAUUAUAGUGAACAAUAAAACCUUAGAAAACGGGCAAAAUAUAAUUCAGCUAGAAACAGCAGUCGGUUCAGCUAUGAAAACUUUCGAAGGUGGAAUAGGGAUUAACGUACCUCGUAGCAGAUUUUUGCCUGUCAAGAAGACUUCCGAUUUGUUUUUGGUCAUGAGUGAUCUCUAUGUGUUGAAAAAUGGUUCUCUAACGAUGUCACCUCAAAGGAUGUUCCCAACUACUCCAUUAGUCAAACUAGGUGACAACCAUUUCGCCAAAGUAAAAGAGUUUUUGGCUAGGUUUCAAAAGGUACCAGAUAUCCUGGAGUUGGAUCAUCUCACUGUGUCUGGGGAUGUUACGUUUGGAAGGGGUGUUUCUCUAAGGGGUACAGUGAUAAUAAUAGCAAACCAUGGUGAUAGAAUAGAUAUUCCGUCUGGUGCCAUAUUAGAGAACAAAAUCGUAUCUGGAAAUAUGCGUAUCUUAGAUCACUAAAAUUAUAUUUUUUAAUGUUGUGUAUACUCUAAAAUUUUCUUGUUAUUCAUAUUUAUUAUUGCCUAUAUUAUUGUGUGUGUAUAUAUAAACAUUUUCGAAAACAUACUGAGAUUUAAUAAAAGUGCUUUAUUAUU
Molecule: messenger RNA, 2714 nt
Organism: Acanthoscelides obtectus
Lineage: Eukaryota; Metazoa; Arthropoda; Insecta; Coleoptera; Chrysomelidae
Source: the annotation of a GenBank genome assembly